Messenger RNA from Chara braunii, 2579 nucleotides. NCBI's taxonomy places the organism in Eukaryota, Viridiplantae, Streptophyta, Charophyceae, Charales, Characeae. The record is from the annotation of a GenBank genome assembly.
CGUCGCGUGCGUCUCUCUUUCUUUGGCCUCUUACUCACUAUCCGGCUAUGCCCUUUUGGCUUCCCUCUUCUUUAGGAGCGGUUGCUUAUUCUGUCCAACUUCGACUAUCGAGCGGGAGCACCGACUACUGCCACGUGCACCCUGGUGGAGCCAUGCGCUGCCAGCUUGGAUCAGCGGCAGGCACCUGCGCCAAUGAGUCGUGCACGAGCAGUGUGAGAGCCCCUGCAGCUGUCAAAUCUGGUUGGCUCUUCCUCUGAGCUGGAACUCGCGACGCUGCAACGGCUCGUGAGCAUCUGGAAGUAGCCAGAGAGAGAUCGAAGUAAUGAGAGGGAGCGCCCUCUCUCUCAGGAAUGAGGUAGUUCGUUCAUGGCUGAUGGCUUCUUAUUACUAGAGUUUCCAAGACUACGUCUUCUUUUUUUUGUGUGUGUGUGUGUGAAAAUGUAAUUUCGGCUGAUUGCUUAGCUGGCAGUUAGCUCUGCGUUCGCACUUAUGAUCUCACCCUCUUUCGCAAACCGGGAGAAAGCUCACUUCAGGGAAUCACACGAGGGGGUGACACGAGGCAGUGGCACGUGGCGGCGAUAAGUGGCGUCUCUUGCGCACCUGCUAGCUGCAUCUCCUCCGCUUCUCGCAUCUGAUCUGGACGGAUGCCUGUUCUAUAAUUGUCUGCCACUGCACGUAGAUCGACGAGGUCGAGAGACUGACGAAAGACAGGCAUCUGUCCUUUUCUUGUGUCGUUCUCCGUCUUUUUUCCCCCAUUGCUGCAACCAGUAGGCUAGGAAUGAUGAGGACGAUAGUGAUGGUGGUGGCUAUGGUGAUCUUUCUCUGCGGCAGAAGCAGGGACGGCCCCGUGUCACUUGUGUCCGCUGAACCCCUCGGAACGCCAAAUCUCCGCAACUGCACUCCGAGCGGCCAUGAAUGCUGCCUUCGGUCUUCCACCCCGUCCCCUUUCAUCAAGUCGAACUUUUCCACCCCGCGCAUACGCCCCGCACUCCAGACCGUCCUCCAAAAUGCAACGUACCUCGCCAAACUCAAUGCUGCAUACGCCGAGCUUCGCAGACUAGAGCGCGACGCUCCCAACGACCCUCGAGGUCUCGGACACCAGCGCAGACUUCACUGCGCCUUUUGUUCUAACCCAUCGCUCUAUGGCAACAAAUACAAGGUGCACGGCAGCUGGUUCUUCCUUCCCUGGCACCGAAUGCUCCUUUACUACCACGAGCGUAUUCUUGCCUCGGUGAUAAACGAUACCUCUUUUGCCCUUCCCUUUUGGAAUUGGGACAACGAUACUCACAAGGCCUUCCCCGCUCCCUAUGCCAACACCAACUCCGCUCUCUACGCAGCAGGUCGAAAUGCAGCACGUGACAUCCUAGCCGGUCUUCAAAGGAACAUCCCAGCAGACCGAUUCUUCGAUACUUUCGCCGACGUGACGGACUUGGAUCAGCUUAUGGGGACGGCGAGUAGCAAUGGAAAUUUUGAGACUACUGGACAUAAUGGAGUCCACAGUUUCGUUGGAGGGGACAUGAAUGAUCUAGCCCGGGCGGCUUACGAUCCUGUGUUCUAUGCUCAUCAUGCCAACGUGGACAGGAUGUGGUCCGUGUGGAGGCAGUUGCGGGGCAGAGGUGAUCCCAAGUCACCGGAUUUUCUCAACUCAAGUUUCGUCUUUUACGACGAGAACCGCAUCGCAAGGAUCAUCAACGUGUCAGACGUCCUCGAUCACAGGACCAAUCUAAGGUAUGUCUAUGCGGAUGUGCCCAACAGUUGGACCACGUCGCGAAUUCCGGCCAGUCGUACAGUUGCACGCAAUGACGUGCCGGGAGGGCCGCCGCUGAGAGUUCCUCAAACUUUCCGAGCCCCGGCGACUGUCUCCGCUGAGGACCCCAACGUCGCUACUGCAUUCAUGCAGUCUCCCGACACUACUCCCCGGCGUGGGGCGAUACCGGAACUGACCCUGCGCAACGUUGCUCACAAAGGGGAGGAGCCCUUGGCGCUAUACGUGUUCAUCAACCAGCCUAAUGCCGGCGCUAACACUCAAAGGGCGGGCAAUCCCAGAUAUCUCGGAGCUCGUUUCCUCGUGGCGGGAGGCAUGAGUAUGCCAGUCUCCUUCACAUACCCAAUCCGCAUAUGUCUAGAAGUUCUCAAUCUGUCGUUGAGCAGGAAUUUCACCGUUCAGGUGGUGCGAGGAGAGGAAGUUGGGCUGCGGAGGCCGGCGUUGUCUAUCCAGUCCAUAGAUUACGUCCAUGAGCCACAGGCGUAGAGGCUGCUUCAUACCUCCUCCGAAAAACAAGAUGACUCUCUCUCUCUCUCUCUCUCUCUCUCUCUCUCUCUCUCUCUCUCUCUCUCUCUCUCUCUCUCUCUUUUCAUCCUUAGGAGAGUUUGCUGCGAGCGAAAAUUUACAGUUUUCGUUGUAGUCGUUCUACUCAUCCUCACGGUGUCGGCCUUAGGAAACGUACGGGCCACGAUUUUAGGAAACGUAUGGGCCACUACAGGAGCGGCCAAAUUCAUCCCACCAGAAACGUUCUACUCUAUUUUUUCCCCCGGCCUAUAGCUGGGCCAAGUACUGGUGUUCUAAGCUGAAAAGGACG